This is a messenger RNA of Panicum hallii, 3165 nucleotides long. RefSeq lists its product as uncharacterized. The transcript is spliced from 3 exons. The coding region runs from base 848 to 2992 and encodes 714 amino acids. NCBI's taxonomy places the organism in Eukaryota, Viridiplantae, Streptophyta, Magnoliopsida, Poales, Poaceae. Gene Ontology annotation, molecular function: protein binding. The record is from RefSeq and is a predicted model, not a curated record.
UUGUAUGACGCCAACACUAGCUCUGCAGAAACCAUAAGCUGUAUGCAGAUUACGGAGUUGCAGACAAACGUUAGAAUUCAGAGAACACCUUUCAGGGUCCAGAGUCCAGACCAUCUGCAUCCAUCCAUGCACGCGGGGGCAAGCAUGCCCACCCAGCCAAAUCUCCAAAGCUACCCGAAGAAAAAGCACCCACCCUACCACGCUUUUGCGUCAUUGCCGACCCCAAACCAAACCUUCCUGUGCUCCUUCCAUGUCCCAGCCGCUGCCCCUUUCUCUCUCCUCUCUCUCGCCCCCACUGGGCCUGAUGAUUCUGUUGCAAAGGCUGCACUGCCGAACCGCCAUCAAUGGCCGUGUUUCACCUUUCCUUCCCCGUGCCGUGCCCUCAGAAAAAGAUUCCCCGGCGUCUCUCCACUGAUGCAGGUUCAUCAUGCAGAAACCUCCAGCUAUCCGUCUCGCUUUCUUUUCCAAAGUGGACCACUGGAGCCUGGCGCCCUGGCCGGCCUGUAUCACUGACUUCCACUGUAAUGCGUCUGGACCCUCCCUCAGCCUCUCUCUCUUUCAUCCAUAACGACAUGGCACCUUUGCACCACGCUGCCCCUACUAGUACCUCUUGAACCACUUUGGUGGCCUAAUCCGGUGGCGCCUGAGCUUUGCAUUUGGAGUUGCAGGCACUGGCGCACUGCAUCGUUUAGUUCUUGUUCCUGAGCAGUUGAGCUGCACACGCCAACUUCUUGUGCACAAGUUCUUGGCAUUGCAUUGCAGCUCAUGCCAUGUGAGUAGCUGACCAGAGCUCAGUCAGCCACUAGAAGCUGCACGCCACCAACGCUAGAUCUCUCGAGAUUCGGCGAUGGAGCAGUCCUCCUGCUACUUCCCUCUGCGGUGGGAGAGCACCGGCGACCAGUGGUGGUACGCGUCGCCGAUCGACUGGGCGGCGGCCGACGGCCACUACGACAUCGUCCGCCAGCUGCUGCACCUCGACCCCAACCUGCUCAUCAAGCUCACCUCCCUCCGCCGGAUCCGCCGCCUCGAGGCGCUGUGGGACGACGACGCCCGCUUCGCCGACGCGGCCAGGCACCGCGCGUCCGUCGCGCGGAGCCUGCUGCUGGAGUGCGAGUGCAGGAACCACCGCCCCGCCGGCGGAGGCGAGAACACGCUGCUCCGGGCCGGGUACGGCGGGUGGGUGCUGUACACGGCGGCGUCGGCCGGGGACGUGGCGUUCGUGCAAGAGCUGCUGGACAGGGACCCGCUGCUCGUCUUCGGCGAGGGCGAGUACGGCGUCACGGACAUGUUCUAUGCUGCGGCGAGGGGCGGGAGCGCCGACGUGUUCAGGCUGCUGUUCGACCACGCCAUGUCGCCGAGGUGCUCGACGAAUUGCCGGGACGGGGAAGGCGGCGCCGGGCGCGGUUCCGUGUUCCGGCUGGAGAUGAUGAGCCGGGCCGUCCAUGCCGCGGCGAGAGGCGGGAGCGUGGAGAUGCUGAGGGAGCUGCUCGAGGAGGGGCGCUCGGGCGUGUCCGUGUACCUCGACGUCCGUGGAUCCACCGUGCUGCAUGCUGCUGCUGGGAGAGGCCAGCUGCAGGUUGUCAAGUACCUUCUGACCUCUUUCGACAUAAUCAAUUCAACUGAUAAUCACGGGAACACAGCAUUACAUGUAGCAGCCUAUCGAGGGCACCAACCUGUUGUCGAAGCAUUGGUUGCUGCAUCUCCAUCAACUUUGUCAGCUGUCAACCAUGCUGGUGAUACAUUUCUUCAUUCAGCAGUUGCGGGAUUUAGGACCCCAGGAUUCCGACGGCUUGACCGCCAAAUGGAGCUGAUGAGAUACCUCAUAAGCGAAAGAAAAACAGAUAUGCAGAAGAUCAUCAACUUGAAAAACGACGCGGGCCUUACUGCCCUACACCUGGCUGUGGUUGGCUGCGCACACCCAGACCUCGUCGAGCUCUUGAUGACCACCCCAUCGAUCGACCUCAAUGCUGAAGACGCUAAUGGCAUGACUGCGUUGGCAUUGCUGAAGCAGCAGCUGCGUUCAGCGACAUCUGACCGCCUCAUCAAGCAGAUAGUCUCUGCCGGAGGAGUCUUGAAUUCCAGCAUUCUGAGAACCCGGUCAGCCAUUGCAUCCCAGAUUAAGAUGCAAGGGGGAAUUGCAAGCAGUCCCGGUACCACCUUCAAGGUAUCAGAUGCAGAGAUCUUCUUGUUCUCGGGUAUUGGAGCUGCAGAGUCACAAAGGCCAAGCUCGUGCUCCAGCAAUGGCAAGGAUGACCCUGCUCAGGCAGAUGCAAACGGCGCAGAAAACCAUGGAUCAACAGAGAAGAGACUGAGCUCCGCGAGCCGUGCCAAGGACCGUCUCAAGAUGAUGCUGAAAUGGCCUCGGAACAAGGAGAAGAUGUCCAAGGCGCUGAAGAAAUCAGAGGACAGCAGCCCGCUGGACUCCAUCAAGAAGCUGGGCGAGCACGGCGUCGAGACCCCCGCGCCCCUGAGGCAGAAGUUCACCAAGACGACGGCGCUCAACGGCAAGCGGACUCUGGCGGUGAAGAGCUCCACCCCGGGCUCCUCGGCCACCAAGAAGAAGCUCAACACGAAGCUGAUCCACGGUAUCAUGGAGGCGAUGCCGCAGCUGGCGCCGCCACCCGCACGGACCCGGUCCCCGAGCGACACCUUCCCGAGGUCGUCUAUGUCGUCCACCCCGACGCCGCUGGCGAAGCUGAAGGACAUCUGCCUGGACGACGACGAGAUCGCCGUGGUGGCGCCGCCCGUCGGCAGGCUGAAGGACAUCGUCCUGGACAGCGACGACACCACGGAGGACCCGUCGUGCUCCAACUCGUCCAUGGACGACGGCUGCGGCGGCACGGCAGAGAGCGCGGCCCGGAAGCAGCACGGGUGCGGCAACGGGAGGCUGAUCAACAUCUGCUUCGGCGCGCAGGGCCUCACCGUGGAGGACACGGUGAGCGGGCAGCCGACGAGCAAGAUGUUCAAGCAGCAAUGCCUCAGGGUGUCAUGAUUGGUUGGUUCUUCCUUGAGCUCCAAUAGCGUGCGUGUGAAUCGUGUGAUUGGAUUGACAUCUCUAGAGUGUACCAAGGCGUGUUUGGUUUCUGUUUGUGCUGCCUUGCAUUACUACUGGUGAUAAUGUAAAUUUGUGAUGAAGUAAUGCAUUCGCAGCUGGUUUCUAGUUCA